Molecule: messenger RNA, 715 nt
Organism: Panicum virgatum (switchgrass)
Lineage: Eukaryota; Viridiplantae; Streptophyta; Magnoliopsida; Poales; Poaceae
Exons: 5
Coding region: 1-663 (220 amino acids)
Source: RefSeq, a predicted model, not a curated record
AUGACGAAGUCCACAUUGUCGUGGCCUGCCAAGAGUAGCGGAUAUAAGUGCUCCCGCAGAUCUUCCCAAACCCUAAAUCGAUUCAUUCCCAACCCUCAUCCCCUCUCUGUUUUUUCUCUCUCCCAGACUCCAGUCUUCCUCCCGAAGCCCCGCCGGCCGCCGCCACCAGCCAGGGCAUCAGGCGCCGGCCGCGCCGGGCCGCCUUGCACCGGGCGCUGCGCCGUCGCCGUGCUCCGGCCCCACCGCGCCGGCCCGCCGUGCUCCGGGUGCCGGGCCGCCGCACGCCGCGUCGCCGACCGCGCCACUCCUAGUCGCUGCACGCCGUCAGAUCUGCGUCCGCAGAUCCUCUUGGUUUUCCCGUGGCUCAUCCUCACCUGCCAUGUUCCAUCCGCAUCUUUAGCUACACCAAAUCCACAUUCAAGGUUGGAGUUCUUUAGCGAUGUCACUGCAAAGCACUGUAUUUGCUUUGCCUCAGAUCAAAUGGAAAGGCAAGGAUGGAAAUCGUGGAUAAAGGGACCAAAGGAUACCUUAGGAGGUCAAGAGCCAAACUCUGAUGAUGAUAUUGUGGAGUUUUUUUUGGUACAGUUUAUGAAACAAGUUUAUUUGGUGAACAUAGGCAUUCAUUUAGCUGGUUCAUGCCCACAAUUUUUAGUUUUGUAUUAGUUGAAUGGUCAAGACAUGUGACAAAGUGAUAUGUUAUGAAAUGGUUGUAAUG